CCAAAAGGCGAACUUUAUCAAUUAAAAUACCUUUUCUUUAUCAUUUGUUAGUUAGUUGGCCUGACUUUCUUAUCGCAGCCACACAACUGUGUGCGUGUGAGUUUUGGUGUCUUUCAAAUUUGUGUGUGCAACCGGGUCACCGCCACCUGCGGCUCAGUAGUUCGUGUGUUUUCCACCGAUAUAGCCGCAAUAUACAAAUAAAAUGUAUCACUACCAGCAAGGCAAGUACAGGAUGUGAUGGAAGCAGUGUCGAUGGCGGCUAAGCCGAAAGAAGAGUUGUGGCGAGAAAGUGUUCCCGAUAAGAUAAUCGUCGAUUGCCAGAGCUCUCUCUCGCUCUCCCUCUGAGACCAACAAUUGUAUUGCAGGGGUUUAUAUGUGAUUCACCUAUUAUUGAACAUUUGUUGGGCCACAAUAUAUAAAUUACUCAACAGCACACACAUGUGUGUACAUUAUCUGUUAUCUGCAUCUACUGUGCGUCGGCGAUGUGUUCGUGUGCGUGUAUGGGAGAGUCGAUUUGAUAAGAAACAUGGCUAAUCUGCAAAUAGUCGGCCAUAUGGGAUACUUUCUGGUAGGGCAAAUGGGUUAGACCAUCGUCACCUCCAAGCGGAAGAGCUCACACGACACGUAACUAUAGCGGCACAGAGAGCGAGCGCAUAUAUUGCAUACUAUCUAUAACAAUCCAGCCAUGAGCAACCACUUUCAAUACGGCGAUGAAACUGGCGCCUACACAGAUGCGGAGGCCGACAAGAACUUCGAUUUUGAUGACCAGAGCAUCAGGAAGGGCUUCAUUAGGAAGGUCUACCUCAUUCUGAUGGUACAACUGCUGAUUACUUUUGGUUUUGUCAGCGUGUUCACCUUCUCAAAGGGCACACAGGAAUGGGUCCAGAAGAACCCAUACCUCGUUUGGAUCGCCCUGGUCGUUCUCAUUGUGACUAUGAUCUCCAUGGCCUGCUGCGAGAGCGUUCGUCGGAAAACGCCACUCAACUUUAUAUUCCUGUUCCUGUUCACAAUCGCCGAGUCCUUCCUGCUGGGAAUGGUGGCCGGCCAGUACGAGGCCAAUGAGGUGCUGAUGGCCGUGGGAAUCACGGCAGCCGUGUCCUUGGGACUCACCAUCUUCGCAUUGCAAACCAAGUGGGACUUCACGAUGUGCGGCGGAGUGCUAGUCGCCUGCCUGGUGGUCUUCAUCAUCUUUGGCAUUAUUGCCAUCUUCAUACCAGGCCAGGUGAUCGGUCUAGUGUACGCCUCGCUGGGUGCCCUGCUCUUCUCCGUGUAUCUGGUAUACGACACGCAGCUGAUGCUGGGCGGCAACCACAAGUACUCCAUCAGUCCCGAGGAGUACAUCUUCGCGGCCCUCAACCUCUACUUGGACAUUGUCAACAUCUUUAUGUACAUACUGACCAUCAUCGGAUUGGCCCGCAGCUAGACGCCUCAGUGACCGUGUGUGCGGCAGUUCCCAUACAAGUUCUAGAAAUAUGUAAUUUAAUUUUAUGUACGCUAUACGAAGAAAUACAGAUUUGACUAUUAGCCCA
Molecule: messenger RNA, 1529 nt
Organism: Drosophila pseudoobscura
Lineage: Eukaryota; Metazoa; Arthropoda; Insecta; Diptera; Drosophilidae
Gene: Lfg
Product: Glutamate NMDA receptor-associated protein 1 lifeguard
Exons: 4
Coding region: 686-1423 (245 amino acids)
Source: RefSeq, a predicted model, not a curated record